This is a messenger RNA of Onychomys torridus (southern grasshopper mouse), 4581 nucleotides long. It is a transcript of the gene Jarid2, whose product is annotated as jumonji and AT-rich interaction domain containing 2. The record is from RefSeq and is a predicted model, not a curated record. Gene Ontology annotation, molecular function: DNA binding; histone demethylase activity. Bases 577 to 4281 code for a protein of 1234 amino acids. The transcript is spliced from 18 exons. NCBI's taxonomy places the organism in Eukaryota, Metazoa, Chordata, Mammalia, Rodentia, Cricetidae. Gene Ontology annotation, cellular component: nucleus. Gene Ontology annotation, biological process: chromatin remodeling.
UAGCCUCCCUCUCAUUGGUUGGGGGGCUUGGAAAAAAGAGACUCGGCGAGCCCUCCGCUGUGGUGCCGCCGCCGCCGCCGCCGCUGGAGUUGACUCUUCUGCUCGCACGGCUGCUGCGGCACAGACGUGACUUCCAUCAUUUUACAUUUAUCUUUCUUUUUCUUUUUCCAAGAUGUAACUACAGAUCAGACACUAAGGACCUUCCCGUUUCGCUGAUGUAGUUUUUGGAAGAAAAAGGGGGGGAGUGAAGGGCGUCGGUUUUUUUUUUCUUUUUUUUUUUGUGUCUCUGUGUUGUGUGUUUCGGGGGAAAUUUUCCAUUAUGAGUGUUUUACUAAAGUGAAUUUUUCUUGUUUGCUUCGUUCGUCUUUGGCUUUUUAUUUUUUUUUCUUUUAUCCUUCUCAAUUUCGGAUUUAUUUCAAGGCGAAUCUGGCUUUGGGGGAAGAGGAAGAAAAGUCGGAUUACAAGAUCAACUACCACCAACAAUAAAAACCACCAGGAUAUUUUUUUGCAAAUUUCUGACGGCUUUAAAUUCAUGAAGCAAUUGUCCCCUUUUGCAAUCACCAUUUGGAUCUCAGAAUGAGCAAGGAAAGACCCAAGAGGAAUAUCAUCCAGAAGAAAUACGAUGACAGCGAUGGGAUCCCAUGGUCAGAAGAAAGAGUGGUACGGAAAGUCCUGUAUUUGUCUCUGAAGGAAUUCAAGAAUGCACAGAAAAGGCAGCAUGGGGAAGGCAUUUCUGGGAGCCUGAAAUCAGUGAAUGGGCUCCUUGGUCAUGACCAGUCUAAGGCAUUAGGACCAGCAUCAGAGCAGUCAGAGAAUGAGAAGGAUGAUGCAUCCCAAGUGUCCUCUACUAGCAACGAUGUUAGUUCUUCAGAUUUUGAAGAAGGGCCGUCGAGGAAAAGGCCCAGGCUGCAAGCACAAAGGAAGUUUGCUCAAUCUCAGCCGAAUAGUCCCAGCACAACUCCAGUGAAGAUAGUGGAGCCUUUGCUACCCCCGCCAGCUACUCAAAUUUCUGACCUCUCUAAAAGGAAGCCUAAGACAGAAGACUUUCUUACCUUUCUCUGCCUUCGAGGUUCUCCUGCGCUGCCCAGCAGUAUGGUAUAUUUUGGGAGCUCUCAGGAUGAGGAGGAUGUCGAAGAGGAAGAUGAUGAGACAGAAGAUGUCAAAACAGCCACCAACAAUGCUUCGUCUUCGUGCCAGUCCACCCCCAGGAAAGGGAAAACCCAUAAGCACGUACACAAUGGACAUGUCUUCAAUGGCUCCAACAGGUCAACACGGGAGAAAGAAACUGCUCAAAAACACAAAAGCAAAGAGGCCACUCCCGCGAAGGAGAAGCACAUCGACCACAGGGCAGAUAGCCGAAGGGAGCCUGCUUCAGUGGCCCAGUCCACAUCCACCCCCUCUGCAGGCUCCUUGGCCAAGGGGCUUCCUGCCAACCACCACCCCCUCCCUCCGCAUCGGUCGGCUCAGGACUUACGGAAACAGGUGUCUAAGGUAAAUGGAGUCACUCGAAUGUCAUCUCUGGGUGCAGGUACAACCAGUGCCAAAAAGAUCCGAGAAGUCAGACCUUCACCAUCCAAAACUGUGAAGUACACUGCCACAGUGACCAAGGGGACUGUCACAUACACCAAAGCCAAGAGAGAACUGGUCAAGGAAACCAAACCCACCCACCACAAGCCCAGUUCAGCUGUCAACCACACAAUCUCAGGGAAAACUGAAAGUAGCAAUGCAAAAACCCGCAAACAGGUGCUAUCCCUCGGGGGGGCGUCCACGUCCACCGGGCCUGCUGCCAGUGGCCUCAAGGCCAGCAGCAGGUUGAACCCAAAGUCAUGCACUAAGGAGGUGGGGGGGCGGCAGCUGAGGGAGGGGCUGCGGAAUUCCAAGAGGAGACUGGAAGAGGCACCGCAGGUGGACAAGCCGCAGUCACCCCCCAAGAAGAUGAAAGGGGCAGCAGGCAUCGCCGAAGCCCCUGGCAAAAAGGCUUCAGCGGCUUCAGCAGAGAAAACUCUGCUGAAUGGACACGUGAAGAAAGAAGUGCCCGAGCGAAGUUUGGAAAGGAAUAGGCCGAAGCGGGCCACGGCUGGUAAGAACAUGCCGGGCAAACAAGCACAUGGCAAGGCAGAGGGCACCCCCUGUGAAAAUCGUUCUACCUCGCAACCCGAGUCCUCGCACAAGCCGCAUGAGCCGCAGGGCAAGCCAGAGAAGGGGGUCGGCAAGUCUGGGUGGACAGCGAUGGACGAGAUCCCUGUCCUCAGGCCCUCUGCCAAGGAGUUCCAUGACCCUCUCAUCUACAUUGAGUCAGUACGUGCUCAGGUGGAGAAGUACGGGAUGUGUCGUGUGAUCCCCCCUCCGGACUGGCGGCCAGAGUGUAAGCUCAACGAUGAGAUGCGCUUUGUCACGCAGAUCCAGCACAUCCAUAAGCUGGGCCGCCGCUGGGGCCCCAAUGUACAGCGGCUGGCCUGCAUAAAAAAGCACCUCAGAUCUCAGGGCAUCACCAUGGAUGAACUCCCCCUCAUAGGAGGCUGUGAGCUUGACCUGGCCUGCUUUUUCCGGCUGAUUAAUGAGAUGGGCGGCAUGCAGCAAGUGACUGACCUCAAAAAAUGGAACAAACUAGCAGACAUGCUGCGCAUUCCUAAAACUGCCCAGGAUCGGCUGGCCAAGCUGCAGGAGGCCUACUGCCAGUAUCUGCUCUCCUAUGACUCCUUGUCCCCCGAGGAGCACCGGCGGCUGGAGAAGGAGGUGCUGAUGGAGAAGGAGACCCUAGAGAAGCGCAGAGGGCCAUUAGAGGGGCACACAGAGAAUGACCAUCACAAGUUCCACUCCCUGCCUCGCUUUGAGCCCAAAAAUGGGCUCAUCCAUGGAGUUACACCCAGGAAUGGCUUCCGUAGCAAGCUCAAGGAGGUGGGCCAGGCCCCACUCAAGACAGGCCGGCGGCGAUUGUUCGCUCAGGAAAAGGAAGUGGUCAAAGAGGAGGAAGAGGACAAAGGUGUCCUCAAUGACUUCCACAAGUGCAUCUAUAAGGGAAGAUCUGUUUCUCUAACAACUUUUUAUCGAACAGCAAGAAACAUCAUGAACAUGUGUUUCAGCAAGGAGCCUGCACCAGCUGAGAUUGAGCAAGAGUACUGGAGGUUAGUGGAAGAGAAGGACUGUCAUGUGGCAGUCCACUGCGGAAAGGUGGACACUAAUACUCAUGGCAGCGGGUUCCCGGUGGGAAAAUCAGAGCCCUUUUCAAGGCAUGGAUGGAACCUCACCGUCCUCCCCAAUAACACAGGGUCCAUCCUUCGUCACCUUGGUGCUGUGCCUGGAGUGACUAUUCCCUGGCUAAAUAUUGGCAUGGUCUUUUCUACCUCAUGCUGGUCUCGAGACCAAAAUCACCUUCCAUAUAUUGACUACUUACACACUGGUGCUGACUGCAUUUGGUAUUGCAUUCCUGCUGAGGAGGAGAACAAGCUGGAGGACGUGGUCCACACCCUGCUGCAGGCCAAUGGUACCCCAGGGCUGCAGAUGCUGGAGAGCAAUGUCAUGAUCUCCCCAGAGGUGCUGUGUAAAGAGGGGAUCAAGGUCCACAGGACUGUACAGCAGAGUGGGCAGUUUGUUGUCUGCUUCCCGGGGUCCUUUGUAUCCAAAGUAUGUUGUGGCUACAGCGUCUCAGAAACAGUGCACUUUGCUACCACCCAGUGGACAAGUAUGGGCUUCGAGACUGCCAAGGAGAUGAAGCGCCGCCAUAUAGCUAAGCCAUUCUCCAUGGAGAAGUUGCUCUACCAGAUUGCACAAGCAGAAGCAAAAAAGGAAAAUGGUCCCACCCUCAGUACCAUCUCAGCCCUUCUGGACGAGCUCAGGGAUACGGAGCUGCGGCAGCGCAGGCAGCUGUUUGAAGCUGGCCUCCACUCUUCCGCCCGCUAUGGCAGCCAUGAUGGCAACAGCACGGUGGCGGAUGGGAAGAAAAAGCCUCGAAAAUGGCUGCAGCUGGAAACGUCAGAGAGGAGGUGCCAGAUCUGUCAGCAUUUGUGCUACCUGUCCAUGGUGGUACAGGAGAACGAGAAUGUUGUCUUCUGUCUGGAGUGUGCACUGCGCCAUGUGGAGAAACAGAAGUCUUGCCGUGGGCUGAAGCUGAUGUACCGCUAUGAUGAGGAGCAGAUCAUCAGUUUGGUCAACCAGAUAUGUGGCAAAGUGUCUGGCAAACACGGCGGCAUUGAGAACUGUCUCAACAAACCCACACCAAAAAGAGGCCCCCGCAAGAGAGCGACCGUGGACGUGCCGCCAUCUCGGCUGCCAUCCUCAUGAAGAUGCCGAACCCAUGGUCACUUAUAUAUUUUUUGUAAUUACUAUAUUCUAGUUUGGAGUACUUGCUGUAGGAUACAAGCUGUCUUUGCACUAGCUCUAACGAAGAAUUUCUUCUGGUUUUAGAGAACUGAUUUUGUUUUAGCAUUAAACUGUUGACGUUUUUGUACGUAGAUAUCUAGAUAUUGCAGUCAGGUUUGGAAGCUGCCGUACACUCACUGUUCAAAACCUUUGAGGGGCUGUGUUAAUUUGUAUUGCCCCCACGGCUGACAAAAGCCUUUUUGGUUUUUUUUGGUUUUUUUU